Plasmodium yoelii is the source of this 2826-nucleotide messenger RNA. RefSeq names its product protein phosphatase PPM1, putative. Gene Ontology annotation, biological process: protein dephosphorylation. The record is from RefSeq and is a predicted model, not a curated record. Gene Ontology annotation, molecular function: protein serine/threonine phosphatase activity. Lineage: Eukaryota; Apicomplexa; Aconoidasida; Haemosporida; Plasmodiidae. The transcript is spliced from 2 exons. Bases 1 to 2826 code for a protein of 941 amino acids.
AUGAAUAAGAUAUACGGCAAUAAUUUCGAAAGGGAUUACUCGAUUUAUGUAUACGGCAAGAUAUUUGAUUUGAUAGAGGACCUAAAUAGCUACAAUUUAAAAUGUUACAUUAACAAUGAGAAAAAUAUAGAUUUGUGGAAAGAAUUUAAAUACAAGAAGAAAAACAAAUGGCGUUUUAUUUCCACUUUAGAUUAUUAUGGAAAUUUUAAAAAUAUAAAAUGUGAAUUUGAUGUAAUACCAAUAAUAUUCAACAAUGAAUACGAGAUAUUAUACUUAGGAGUUUCGGUGUUUUUUAAAGACAAUUUUUGGGAAGAAUAUAAAAAUGGUAAUUAUAAUUAUAUAGAGCUAUUCAUCUCACAUAUUAAUGUAGGAUACAUACACAAUUUCUCGAAUAGUCAAUAUGAAAAUGGCUGUAAUGUUAUACCUCAGGAUAGUAGCAAACGCAGCAUAUUGAAAUGCCUCAUAAAUUUAGAUUAUUUAAGAAAAUUAUAUAAAGAGGAAAAAUUAAAGAAUUACACCGAUCGAAUUACUAAUACCACAAAUGAUAAUAAUCACAAAGAUAUUAUAAAUUCGUAUAAUUAUUAUAUAGAAAAUAUAAAUACGGAAAAAUAUAGCAAUACAUAUAAUAACAACGUCAACGAUAAUAUAUAUAAACCAUGUUUUGGCAAUAAUUACAAUGUUUUAUAUAAUAAUAAUGGUAUUAUAUUUAACAAUACAAACAAAAAUAUAUAUACACAAAAUGAGGAUGUAAUAAUAAAUACAUUUACUGAUUCUACUAAUCCUAUUCAUAGUCAUGAAAAUGAUGUAUCUAUAUGCAAAAAUGAUACAAGCUAUGAAAGCUCUGAUAGUUAUAUUAUUAAAACAAAUAAUGAAUGCAAUUAUAUUGGCGAUACUCGAUAUAGAAAAAGUUGCUCAGGUGAAUGUAAUUACAUCGCAAACUGUGCUAAUGUUGAUGGGCUCACUACUUCCCAUAUUGACAAUAGUCAAGGGAAACAAAAUAGCUCCCCAAAUGAGCACAUUAAUCAUACGCAUUCCCAAAGAUGUUAUGAUAAUUCUUCAAUUAAUUGUCAAAAUAGUAGUAGCAAUUUAGGAAUUCCUCGUGAUUCUACUUCUGCUUUUCAGGGCAUUCAUAGAAAAAUAAAAAGUGCAGAAGAUUCAUUAUCCGUAUUUAUAAGCAAAACUGAACAAAUCACUUAUAACAACGUCAAAAUGCAUUCAUUUAAAGAAAAUACAGGUUAUCGAUAUGAUAAAGAAUUGAUUAAUUAUGAAUAUUCAUAUAUAAAUAAUGAAAGGAACAAAAUAACUCCUAUCGAUAAAACAGGGAACAAUUAUGAUGGUGCAUUAAUUAAAGAAGGCGCAAAGUCGUAUACUAGUUUACCUAAUAAUAAUAGUAGCAGUUGGAGUAGCAGUUAUGAUAGUGGUGGUAAUAAUAAUAAGGUUUAUAUGAGUUCCCUUGAAAAAAAUGAAAUUCUACUAAAAGCUCAUCAAUAUAUAAUUAAAACCCCUGAAAAAAACAGUAAUGUAAAAUCCGAUCAUGUAACUAAUUGUUCAGGGGAUGAAACAUUGCAUUAUAAUAAAAAUGAUCACAUUCAAUGUGGUAUUACCACUACUUUGACUGAUACAAAUGUACGUAUAAACCAAAAAUCCGAAUUUAAAAGAAAUGUUUAUAUAUGUAAUGAAAAUAUAAGCGAAAAAUCAAAUAAUAUACCUUGUGAUAAUUAUAUAAACGAAAAUAAACAAAACAAAGAAAACGAAAAAUGGAAGAAUUUCAAAUCAGGAUUUUUUAGUUCCAAAGGCAAUAGAACAUAUAAUGAAGAUAGAGUGGUAACAAUUUCGAGCAUAUGUGAUUUUAUACACAAUGAAUGUAAAAAUUUGUUCGAUAAUUGUAAACAUCAUGAUGCUGAUACCAAUGCUACUGAAGAACUAUAUUCUGAUGAUUAUCUUAAUAGAGAAUAUUUUGAUCAUCUAUUUAAAUCAACAGAUACCGAAAACAACAAUAUGCUUAAUAACCCAUAUAUGUAUUGUGCAAUAUAUGAUGGGCACAAUGGUGAAAAUGCUGUAAAUAUAAUUCAAAAAUUAUUACAUAUACAUGUAUAUUCCUAUUAUAUAAAUGGUAACAGUAUAUGUAAUGCACUUAAAUAUGGUUUUCAAAGAAUGGAUGAACAUUUGUGUAAAAAGUCAGCGAACAGCAGAGAAAAUAAUCAUUCGGAUUUUUCGAGUGGUAGCACUGCUUGUGUUAGUGUUAUAUUAAACAAUAUGGUUUAUAUAGCAAAUAUAGGGGAUAGUCGCUGUGUCUUAAGUAAAAAUGGUCGUGCUGUUGUAAUAACAGUAGAUCAUAAGGCAAGUAUAAAUAAAAAGGAAGAACAACGAAUUAUAAAUUCAGGUGGAAUAUUAGACCAAGAAGGAUAUUUAGGUGGAUGCUUAGGAGUAUGUCGAGGUUUUGGAUCUUUUGAUAAAAAAACUAACGAAAAGUUAAAAGGAUUAAUUUGUGAACCAGAUAUAUUUCAAAUAAAAUUAACGGAUGAUGACGAAUUUUUAAUAAUUUGCUGUGAUGGGAUAUUCGAUGUAAUGACUUCACAAGAAGCUGUUAACACAGUUAGGACAUCAUUAGUAGAAAAUAACAAUCCUAAUGUUGCAGCUGAAGCAUUAUGCCAAUUGGCAUAUAAAAGAAAAUCCCUUGAUAACUUAUCAGUUGUCAUUAUAAUAUUCCAAAAUCCUGAACAUAAAAAGAAAGAGAAUAUCAGUGCAAAUGCAUACACUGGUCAAACAGGACGCUUUAGAAGAAGGAUAAAAUUUUCUGCCCUGGAAAACUUAAUUAGCCCUUAG